Messenger RNA from Lactuca virosa, 2265 nucleotides. The record is from the annotation of a GenBank genome assembly. Lineage: Eukaryota; Viridiplantae; Streptophyta; Magnoliopsida; Asterales; Asteraceae.
AUGAUUAUUAUUUUCAUAACAACUGAAAAGAAAACUGAGUCAAGAAAAAGAAAAGCCAUAUCUUCAAAAAGUAAAGAUCAACGACUUGAUGAAAAUGAAGAUGAUUCCGAUUCUGCAACAAAAGAUAUAAAGAAAAGAAAGAAGAAGAUAAUAAAGAAGCAUUUUGAUACAAUCAGAAACAGAACAAAAGAAGAUAAAUGUUAUGAAGAAUGGACAAACCAGUUUGAUGACAAGAAGAUGAUUCGACUUCAAGAUAUAAAGAUUAAGAUUGUUUCCACCAACAAGGCAGAUAUGAAUUUCAAGACGAAUUUCAUAGCUUUGUUGAUCAACUCGCUGAUAGAAUCAAGCUCUUUAGGAAAAGCAAACACCAACCCAUUGACCUACAUAACAAGCAAGACGAAAAUAGAAAACAUCGACUGGUGUUCUUAUCUGAUAGAUUGUUUGGUUAAAAACAAACAGUCUUUUGAUCCAUCAAAUUCAACAAGCAAUUUUAAUGGACCAUCUGCUUAUUUGGUGUUGCUUUAUCUAGUCAGAAUCAAAUCUGAUGUACUUAACAUUGAAAGAACACGUCCAAUGAUCUGCCAUUGGACUUCAGAGAAAAUAAAGAUGAGAGAAACUUUUGAAAAGGAUGAGCUUGGUGAUUUUGGAACAGGGGAUUUCAAUGAUGAGUAUGUUGAUGAAGAAUUGAAUGAGGAGGCUUAUGAACAUGUGGUUAUGAAUAAGUAUAAGAAGUUACAUAUGAUGAUUGAAGAUGGUAUAAAUAAAUUCCCAGAAAAUAUAACCCUUAAUCAUUUGAAAAUUAGCUUUGAUGCAAUUUUUAAAGAUAAGAGUGACAAUAGUAAUGAUGAUGAUGACAAUGGAGAUGAUAAUGAUCAAUCAAAGAAAAAUAAUGUCGGAGGGGAAAAUAUUGAAAGAGUUACGGGACAAGAAAAUGAGAAUCUUGAAGGAGGAGAGGAACAGCAACGAAAAAAUAAAGAUGAGGGAGGUGAAGAUAUUAAAAUAACAGAUGGUGAGAAAGAUGAAAAUGAUAAUAAUGAUCAAGGUUUGGAUGACAUGAAUUUGAAUGAUGAAGGUGUUGAAAAUGACAAAGGUGAUAAUAAUAAAGAAGAACAAAAUGCUGAAGGAGAAGCUGUGGAGGGGAUGAAUAUAGAAAGGAAGAAUGAUAAGAAAGUAGAAGGAAUAACUGGUGAACAACCACAAAGAGAUGGAGAAGAUGGUGAGAAAGAUGAAAAUGAUAAUAAUGAUCAAGGUUUGGAUCACAUGAAUUUGAAUGAUGAAGGUGUUGGAAAUAAAAAAGGUGGUAAUAAUAAAGAAGAACAAAAUGCUGAAGGAGAAGCUGUGGAGGGGAUGAAUAUAGAAAGGAAGAAUGAUAAGAAAAUAGAAGCAAUAACUGGUGAACAACCACAAAGAGAUGGAGAAGGUGUAGAGGGGAUAAAUAUGGAGGGGAAAAUUGGUGAAAAGAAAGAAGGAAAAAAAUUGAAAGGAACAAAUGUUGUUCGAGGAGAAGUCAAUAACGAUAAUUGUUUUGAUGACAUGAAUUUGCAUGAUGAAGGUGUUGAAAAUGAAAAAGGUGGUGAUAAUGAAGAAGAGCAAAAUGUUGAAGGAGAAGAGUUUAGCAGUACCGAAAUGUUAAAUGAUGAUGAAUUCAAUUCUGUUUAUGAAAAGUCCAUGAAAGAAUACCAAAAUAAAAAAGAAGAGAGUAUGAUGGCCUCAUAUGAUCUUAAGAUAAGUCAGUUAACACCUCCAGAGAUGACAGAGAAUACUGCUGAACAAAAAAAAGAUGAAGGUGAAAAAGAAAAUCUGGUGAAAGAUGCGCUAGAUCCAAAAGCGAAGAACCACCCAAAGAUAAAAAUUGUGAAUUCAAAAAAUCGAAACAAAGAGUCUUUGCCUGAUCUUACAGAAAAACAAAAUGGAACUGUAUAUGAUCAACUGUUAUUCACAAUAAACAAAAGAGUCGUAUUCCGAUAUGUAUUUGAAAGUUUUUUUCCCGGAGAAUAUCUAUUUUCAGAUGUCAUAGACUCAUGGUCUGCACUGCUCAACUACAAUGAGAAGGACCGAGACAUUAAUAAUUCUCCAUACAGAGUUUUCUUGUCUAUCCAAAUGACUACAAAGUACAUUGAGGAUGAGCAACUUCCUAAACCAAAAAAAGAUGACAAAAGGAAAAAGAUUGACAAAAAAGUAAAAGAACAAAUGGAAAAGGAAGCAAAGGAGAAAGAUGAGUAUAGAUACAAUCUAUUCAAAAAAUACUUUGUAGAUUGGUUUUAA